Molecule: messenger RNA, 879 nt
Organism: Pestalotiopsis fici W106-1
Lineage: Eukaryota; Fungi; Ascomycota; Sordariomycetes; Amphisphaeriales; Sporocadaceae
Exons: 1
Coding region: 1-879 (292 amino acids)
Biological process (GO): ribose phosphate metabolic process; nucleoside phosphate metabolic process
Molecular function (GO): ADP-glucose pyrophosphatase activity; ADP-ribose pyrophosphatase activity
Source: RefSeq, a predicted model, not a curated record
AUGGCUUCGACGUUCAAUCUCGAGGGAUUCCCUAACCCGGUGGAAGUCACGUUGCCCGAAAAGUUUACCAGCCAAGAACUCCUGGGGUUCGAAGCUUUCAACAAUUGGACAAGCAGCCUCAAACACAACCUCGCCUUGCAACAAGAUCCGAAGCAUGCAUUCCAUAAAUAUCCCUAUCGACUGACCAAGAUUGAGGUGCAAAGUUUUGACAAGUUCGGCCCGACCAAGAUCGGGUUUGUGAAACUCAAGGCCACUGUGAUCAGCGACAAUGAAGACGCCCCCGAGCUGCCGGGAAUCGCUUUUCUACGCGGUGGCAGCGUGGCCGUGUUGAUGAUUUUGAGACCCACCGAUUCCAUGGAUGAGAAGUGGGUGGUCAUGACGGAGCAGCCACGCAUUCCCGCGUGCAGCCUCUCUUUUCGCGAAAUCCCCGCCGGCAUGCUCGAGAAGGGCAAGUCGUUGCGUGGCAAUGCCGCCGCCGAGAUUGAGGAGGAAACGGGCUUCGUGCUUCCCGAAGAUCAGCUUAUUGAUCUCACAAAGCUGGCGCUUCAGCAGGCCGAAACCCAGGAGACCCUGCAGCCAGCCAUUUACCCAUCUCCUGGAGGCUCAGACGAGUACAUACCCAUUUUCCUCUGGGAGAAGGAGCUAGACCGGCAGGAAAUUGAGGACCUCAGGGGAAGGCUGACGGGAUUGCGAACGCAAGGAGAGAUGAUCACAUUGAGAGUGGUUCGUUACGAAGAAUUGUGGAGGACAGGAGCACGGGAUGCCAAGACCCUCGCUGCAUGGGCACUCUACGAGGGUCUGAAUAGAGCUGGUGUCAUCCAGAAGGAGAUCAAGAGGAGGCAAGGAAUGUUCAACACUAGCAAUGAUAUCAUUCCAUAG